AGGAAGCAAAAAUAAAAAUAUUCAUAAAUUUGUUUGCGUUUUAUUACGUUUUGCACCUUAACCACAUCAAUUGGUGACCCAGACUACACGUUAAAGCACAUUAGACAAUGUUUCAUUCGCCAACCGGAAACGCCAGCAGAGCUCUAGAUAAUCAUUUUGAAGAAAUCAUUCCUGGAAUGAAUUCACCAUUGGCUCAUGGUAAUAUUUCGUCAAACUCUAUAAUGGAUGACCCGCUACCAACAGGCCCAGUCGAGGUUUCAAGAGUUUCAGUGAAAAUUCCACCAUUCUGGUGCAACAAUCCAGCAUUAUGGUUCAAACAGGUCGAAAGCCAUUUUAUAACAUCUGGAAUAACAUCCGAUUCAACCAAAUUCCAUACAAUUGUUGGAUCCAUAGACGCAAGCGUUCUUUCGGAGUUCAAUAAAAACUUCCAUCAACAUUGGUUAUGGGCCCAGUCACGUACGCUUGUGAAAAUUAAAUUUGAAAAUUGUGCUUUCUGAAUUUAUUAUGAAAUUUCUGGAAAAAAUAUAUUUGUGUUGUGUAUAAUAAAAAGGAGGCCACCGUAGCGCAGAGGUUAGCAUGUCCACCUAUGACGCUGAACGCCUGGGUUCGAAUCUUGGCGUGACCAUCAGAAAAAAUUUUCAGCCGUGGGUUUCCCCUCCUAAUGCUGGCAACAUUUGUGAGGUACUAGCGCUAGAUUUGUGGGACGCAAUAAAGGUCGAUAGUGCAAGGCGUUGGCAAUUAUAACGCUAUGCCUAGAGCCAUCAGAAAUUUUGCAUAUCAAGUAUUUUGCAACAGCGAAAGAAGUUUGGGAUACGUUCAGCCGUUUGUAUUAAAGGAAUGCUACUUCCCGUAAAGUCGCUUUGUUUAAGAAAUUUGUACGGUUAAGGUUCCAGAAUGCAGAGAAGUAUGCCCUGCAGUGGAACGAAUUUUAUACCAUGAUGGAAGACUUGAAGGCCAUAAGUGUGGUUAAGCAUUUUGCUGCUGAGCAGUUUUCCGGAAGAAAUGAAGAAUCUCGUGGGAGCUAUUGAAAACAGAGAUAAAAUGUCCAGUAUAGAAGUAUUGAAAUCAAAAAUUCUGGAAGAAGAAGGACGUCAAAAUAGCAAAGGCAAGAAAAUGGUUUUUGAAAACGUUUUUGUGUCCUAAUUUUCCCGACAAAAAAAUGAAAAAGGUGAUUCAAAGCAGUGCAACUACCGAGCACAAAGUUAUACUGGUAUAAAAAGCUACAAAUGUGACAAGAAGCUACAUCUUCGUGUGCAAUGCAAGUAAAAAUGGCAAGUGGAAAAGCAAUGGGUGCAGUUGAUGACGACAAGAAGGACGAUACUGGAAAUUGGAUUUUGGAUAGUGACGCAAGUUCCCACAUGUGCCGUGAUUUAUCAUAUUUUUCACAUUUGGAACCCAAGUCCCAAAUAUCAUGCUGGCAUCAGGAGACCAAAUUACCGCUGAAGGUUGUGGAACUAAAUCCAAUGUUUGUGAUGUUACGUUAAACAAUAUGUUAUGUACCCAAAUUUCAUUAAAAAUUUUCAAACGCUUAGGUCUAGCGUUGGCCAUAAAAUAUGAAUUGAUGGUGAACCAUGUGGACAUUGUUCUGGCUUAUCUAAACGACAACCUACAGGAAGAAGUUUGGAUUUUGGAUAGUGACGCAAGUUCCCACAUGUGCCGUGAUUUAUCAUAUUUUUCACAUUUGGAACCCAAGUCCCAAAUAUCAUGCUGGCAUCAGGAGACCAAAUUACCGCUGAAGGUUGUGGAACGAAAUCCAAUGUUUGUGAUGUUACGUUAAACAAUAUGUUAUGUACCCAAAUUUCAUUAAAAAUUUUCAAACGUUUAGGUCUAGCGUUGGCCGUAAAAUAUGAAUUGAUGGUGAACCAUGUGGACAUUGUUCUGGCUUAUCUAAACGACAACCUACAGGAAGAAGUUUAUAUGAAACAAGCCGCACAGUUCGAGAAUAAAAAAUAUCCAAAUAAGGUUUGCUAACUAAAACGUUCACUCUACGGUUUGAAGCAAUCUGAAAGA
This is a messenger RNA of Stomoxys calcitrans (stable fly), 2010 nucleotides long. RefSeq lists its product as uncharacterized. The coding region runs from base 108 to 497 and encodes 129 amino acids. The record is from RefSeq and is a predicted model, not a curated record. The transcript has 2 exons. NCBI's taxonomy places the organism in Eukaryota, Metazoa, Arthropoda, Insecta, Diptera, Muscidae.